This is a messenger RNA of Hevea brasiliensis (rubber tree), 833 nucleotides long. Its product is annotated as germin-like protein subfamily 1 member 1. The transcript has a single exon. Lineage: Eukaryota; Viridiplantae; Streptophyta; Magnoliopsida; Malpighiales; Euphorbiaceae. Bases 44 to 715 code for a protein of 223 amino acids. The record is from RefSeq and is a predicted model, not a curated record. Gene Ontology annotation, molecular function: manganese ion binding. Gene Ontology annotation, cellular component: cell wall.
AUCACCAAUAAACUAGGAAGAAAAAAAAAAAUCUCUUGGUCACAUGAACAAAGCCAGCAUGGGAACCUCUUCCUUGCUCCACAUAUUCCUCAUCCUGGCCCUUCUAUUGGGCCUAGCCAAACCGGACCCAGACUCACUUCAAGAUUACUGCAUUGCAGAUACAAAAUCUUCUUUGUACUUGAAUGGUGUACCAUGUAUCAACCCAAACCUGGCAACUACUGCUCAUUUCACCACUUCAGCUCUUGCCAAGCCUGGGAACACUCGAGCCAACACUUUUGGUUUCAAUGUCACACUCACCACUGUCGCUAAUUUACCAGGGAUAAACACCUUGGGCCUGUCCCUGGCCCGGGUUGAUAUAGCGGGGAAUGGAAUCGUGCCACCUCACUCGCACCCGCGGGCCUCCGAAGUAACCAUUUGCCUUAAGGGUUCAAUCCUUGUGGGCUUUGUUGAUACUUCAAAUCGUUUGUAUACUCAACAGUUGCGGCCCGGGGAAUCAUUUGUGUUUCCAAAAGGAUUAAUCCACUUUCUGUUCAACGUCGACUCUUUAAACCCAGCACUAGCUAUUUCUGGAUUUAGCAGCCAAAAUCCUGGAGCCCAAGUAGCUUCUCUUGCAACUUUCAGGUCAAAUCCCUACAUCCCAGAUGACGUUGUGAAGAAAGCAUUUCAAAUCACCACCCAAGAUGUCAUGAAGAUCCGCAAAAACCUUGGAGGAUAAUUACAUUGUGAGCAAGAGUCUGUGACCAUUGAAUUGGACGACUCAGCUUUGUGUACAAUGCAAGCGAGCACAUUUAUUAUAUAUUGGUCAGUUCUUAGAGACCAUAACAUAUUUCUUA